Messenger RNA from Gloeophyllum trabeum ATCC 11539, 740 nucleotides. Its product is annotated as copper transporter. NCBI's taxonomy places the organism in Eukaryota, Fungi, Basidiomycota, Agaricomycetes, Gloeophyllales, Gloeophyllaceae. Gene Ontology annotation, cellular component: plasma membrane. The transcript has 3 exons. Gene Ontology annotation, molecular function: copper ion transmembrane transporter activity. The record is from RefSeq and is a predicted model, not a curated record. The coding region runs from base 37 to 618 and encodes 193 amino acids. Gene Ontology annotation, biological process: copper ion transmembrane transport; intracellular copper ion homeostasis.
CUCCUCUCAAUAGUCACAACCCCCUAUACGUGCAACAUGGACAUGGGUGGCUCUUCCUCAAGUUCGUCCGGUAUGACCAUGAUGACUCCUUGGUUGCAUUUUGCUGCCGGGGAUUAUCUGAUAUUCGAAGCUUGGAAGCCCUCCUCGAAGGGCGCUGUAGCUGGAGCAUGCAUCGGUCUUUUAGUAUUCGCGAUGCUUGAGAGGUGGAUUGCAGCCUUCCGUGGUAUCAUGGAAACCCGAUGGCGCAUGGAAGCUCUGGCUAUGGUAGCUAACCAGCCAGGUGUUGUCCCGCUGGAUUCCUCCCCUACUUCAGCAAGUGAUGGCAAGUCUGACGACGGCGAGGUCGAGGUCGAGUUGCGCUAUGGCCCCCGUGGCGCCUCAUCUGACGAAAAGGGGUCUACACAAAGCGUGCCCCCUCGUACUCGCACCAUUGCGCCGUUCAUCCCUCGUCACGACUUCUCUCGGGGAACUUUGUACGCCGUCCAGGCUCUCAUAGGUUAUGCACUCAUGUUGUGUGUGAUGACAUUCCAGGCGGGGUAUAUCAUUUCGAUUAUCUGCGGGUUGGGGAUCGGGGAAGUGCUAUUCGGGAGGCUGGGCGCGCAAAGGCAUGCGCACUGAAAUGAAUAUGUAGUUCAGGAGAAUGGAAACGAUGCUGUUCGUUGCUCAGAUACGACGAAUACAGUGUGUUGCACCUCUGUACCUCUACCUACGGGUCAGAAAAGAAUAUGUUUCGUUUGAAU